CGAUGCGGCACGGUGCAGAGGCGGGAAACUGAGAGCGGCCAGCGCGUGCACUGAUCGUUAACACUCACUGCGGCGGCGCGCACCGGAACCAUGCACAUUCAAUUAGAAGUUCAUCUACAGAUCCUCCUGGCUGUUGGUCUGGCCGUCUUCUGCUUCGGCCUCGUCCUGGGCUGCAUCAUUUGCUGGCGCCGCAGGAAAUCCCGGUCGUCUGACACAAAAGAGGAUGAGUUUUACAUGCAAUCCGGUCCCACGGAUCACGUGACUUUGACUCUCAGCUCGUCCCCAUCAAUCAAAAUUCUUCCAGUCAAGCAGCAGUAUGAAGAGCUUGACGGUGAUGUAUUAGACUAUCCGUCAGAGGCUAGCAGCUUUACACCGUCUGAUGACAACAAAGGCAGUUUUCCACAGGAUUCAAGUAAGCUGAAAGUCCCUCAGAAGUCUCGAUUUGCCCUGCGCCGCCUGAGCACCCCUUCUGCCCCCUGUUCUCCCUUCAAACCAUCCGUCCAUGGCCGCGCCUCCCUCCCAAGUAUCCGUAAACUUAGCCUUCCAUCCAAAACGCGCCGUGCUCUGGAUCGCCGCUCGACUGUGAUUGGAGACAGCCUUCUGCCAGACCCUGAGCAAAUGCCAUCCAUCCAGCAGGGGGAGCUCUCUCCAUCAAACUACAGCUCCAGCUUGAGUUCCAGGCGCAGCUCCUUGUCGAACAAGCAGACUCCUGCAGUACAGUUCUCCUUGCUGUUCUGUCCAGCAGAUGGCACCCUUACAGUCACAAUCCUCAGUGUGUUCAGGGGCCCAAGGAGGCUCAGUGGUGCUAUGGUGCGUGCCAGCCUGCCCCCACUGUGCCCUGCUGCUCUGCAGGCAGUGCCAUCACGCAGAAACAGCCUGAGCCUAGAGCCUCAGACUCAGACAUUCACUCUGGAGGUCGGAUCUGUCGAAGAGCUCCGGGCCUGCACUCUCAAACUGGCCGUGUUUGGUAAAGAUUUCUCAGGCCUUCGGGAGACGCCGCUGGGUGAGCUAGAGCUCAACUGCAGCGAGAUGGACUGGGAGCCCGAUACCAUCAUCACAUACAGCCGCCAACUCAAUCCUGCAAGGAGGCGAGUUAAAAAGAGUCACAGUAGUCAGGAGUCUUUGGGCACCCUGAGGGCUUUAGUGUGCAUUUCAAAGCCUUUGGGCACACUUUUUGUCCUGCUCCAGUACCAGACCCAGGCCCAUCGGAUCAAAGUGAUGGUGCGCAAAGCUGAGAACCUGGCCAAGCUCACUCGGAUUCCUGGAGCCGCAGAUCACUACGUUGUCAUCAACUUGCGUCACGGUGGGAACGUGAUCAGUACUAAAGAGACGAAGGGAGCGAGCGGACCGAACGCGGUGUGGAACGCACCUUUCCUGUUCGAUUUACCUCCUGGUGACAUCAUCAGACUUCCACUCGUCCUGGAGUUCAUCGUUAUGCAGGGACGGCUGUACACCAAAAGCAGUGUGCUAGGCCGUGCUCUGAUUGGCUCUGAGGGCCCGGAGGCGGGGCAACAGCACUGGAAGGAGAUGUGCAGUCGAGGGCAGGUGGAAACGGCACGCUGGCACACACUAAUAUCAGAUACACCCUAAGGACAUGCUUCCUAAUCGGUGGCGUUUCUCACUCAUCUCCAGCAGCAGCAGCAUUUUAUUUGGACUGGGACAGAAAUAAAGUAUUUAUUUAUUAUCGUGAUUACAGUAUUUAUUAAUGCAAAGUGUUGCAAAUGAUUUUAUUUUUGCUAUGGAGUGCCAGAGUAAAACUGUUUCAUUUGUUUUGUGCAUUGUUUAAGAGUGUUGUCACAAAGCAGCAGGUCUAGAUGUGUACAAAAGAAACCUCCUGUCAGGGAGCGAUUGUGGUUAUUUGAGUAAAUAAAGUUAAGUUUUAUUACAGAUAGCUGACCACAUGAUUUUGAAAGACAGGAAAAGAGUCGACUGCUCAUAAUUGUUUAAAACAGGAAUAGUUACAGUAAAAGGUUAAAAAUAAUCUGAUCAGCCUUAAUGUAAUCAGUGAUAUAAUUUCAGGUUGAUGUCUUGUUGCCACAUACUGUACAUGUCUGCCUGUCUUUUUAAAGGAGAUUAUAAAACCUAGCACAUAAUUGUUCAUAACGUUUCAUAACUUUUAUUUAACAUUUUGAUUUUACCUAAGGUGCAGAUUAAACUUCAGGCAGAUAUCUAGGUACUGCAAAAGUGUUAUUAAAUUCUGUCCAGCGGUCGAUUUAAGACGCGCCCACAGUUAACGCAUAUGCAGUACACUGUCUAAACUUGCGGUUUAUAAUCUGGCACACAACUUUUACUCAACAUUUUGAUUUUAUUCAUGCCGCAGGGUUAAUAUCUAAGGUUUGGCAAAGUUUCAUUUAGUUCUAUCCUGCCAGUUUUGUGUGAUGCUGAAGCAAAAUCUGUCUGGACAGACAUACAUACAGACAGACAGACAGAAUUUUCUGAGACUGGUUUAUGGUCCUUCAAUGUAUGAAAUGUAAUAGUAUCAUUGAAAGAGCGAGUUCUGACCAAUGUACAGACAAAACCUUUUGUUGUUUGUAUAGAUGACAUGUGGCAGAAAAGUAUUUAGUCAGCCACCAAUUGUGUAAUUUCUCCCACUUAAAAAGAUGAGAGAGGCCUAUAAUUUGCAUCAUUGGUAUACCUCAACUAUGAGAGACAAAAUAAGAAGAAAAAAAAUUGAGAAAAUCACAUUGUAUGAUUUCUUAAGAAUUUAUAUGCAAAUUAUGCUGGAAAAUAAGUAUUUGGUCACAUUGAAAUCCUUCAAUGUGAUUUUCUGCAAGUGGAAGAACUUGCACAGUUGGUGGCUGACUAAAUACUUUUUUGCCCCACUGUAUGAGAUAUAGGAUGUUGUGCUGUUUUGUUCUUCUGAACUUAAUAUUACUACAUUGUGUAUUUUGUAGACUGAAUUAAAGGUGGAGUAAGUGAUACUGGAGAAAGUUUUUUGAUAUUUCAACUCAAUGCUCAAACCAAUACAGCACUCUGUCUCUUCAGUACUCGUUCAGAUUCUCCACUGGAUGUGCAUUGCCAAGGCAGCGUCACUAACAACUGGCCCAGCUAACCAAUAUUAAUACACAAAUAUCAUUGUGUACAAACACGCCCCUUGAUGUUGAUUGGCUCGAAUAGUGUUGUGUGGCGCAGUGCACGUUUCCUGUUUACAGAGACAAGAAUUAAUCUAGUUUACACUAGAAUUAAUAAAUUUCCAGUUUUUGCCGAACAUACUAUAUACAAUAAGCUUCCUGAUCAAGUGGAGAACACUGUUGCUAGGCAACGUGGAUUCCAAGCUUGUCCAAGUAUCCCAAAACUGACACCAUGAAAUCAAUGCUCCUUCAGGUUUGGAGUUGAACAAGCAUCAACAAUCCAGGACAUCACAACCAGUUAUCUUCUGA
Molecule: messenger RNA, 3380 nt
Organism: Clarias gariepinus (North African catfish)
Lineage: Eukaryota; Metazoa; Chordata; Actinopteri; Siluriformes; Clariidae
Product: synaptotagmin-5
Exons: 5
Coding region: 91-1590 (499 amino acids)
Biological process (GO): regulation of calcium ion-dependent exocytosis; cellular response to calcium ion; calcium-ion regulated exocytosis
Cellular component (GO): axon; synapse
Molecular function (GO): calcium ion binding; clathrin binding; phosphatidylserine binding
Source: RefSeq, a predicted model, not a curated record